AUGAUCAAAAAAAUUAAAAAUAUAAUAAAUAAAAUAAUAAACUUUUUUUCUACAAUAUAUAUAUUAUGUAAAAUAUAUUUAUAUUAUAAUAUUAAAAAUAGAUAUGAAGCAUAUAAUAUUUUAUCAGUAUAUGGAGAUGAUGAUUUUUUCAAUAAACCAUGUCCUGAAGAUUCAUCAAAUUGGAAAGAUAAGUUAACAUUUAAAUGGGUUGAAAGGAUAAUAUUUGUUGGAUUUUUUAGAGCACCUUUAAAUUUAAAUGAUAUUUCAGAUUUACCAAGUAGUUUAAAAGUUGAAAAUACAGCACCACUUUUAAAAGAUAUAAUAUUCAAUGAUUCAACUAUACCUUUAAUUAAACACAUAUAUUCAAAAUUUUUACCAAGAAAUUAUAUUGCAACUGGUUUAUUUGUUUUUGUUUCUGUAUUUUCUUUUAUAACACCUUUAAUUUUAAAAAAUUUUUUAAGUUAUGUUGAAAAAAUUGAUGAACAAAAACAUAUUUAUAUUGGUAUAAUUCAAUGUUUUUUAUUAUUUUUAAGUUCAUUUAUAAAUAUGGCAUCUCAACAAUAUAGUUAUUGGUUUGGAUUUAAAACAUCAUUAGAAGUUAAAGGAGCAUUAGAAACUAUAAUAUUUGAAAAGAUGACAAAACUUUCAAAUUUAUCAAAAAAGAAUUAUAAUAUUGGUUCAAUGUUAAAUUUAAUGUCAGUGGAUACAGAUUUUUUUCAAUAUUUCUUUUGUCAUUAUUAUAUAGAGAUAUUUUUAUUUCCAAUUCAAAUUUUAUCAUUAUUAGGUUUUUUAAUUUAUGUAAUUGGUAUAGCUGGUUUUGUAGGAUUUUUAGUGAUGUUAAUUACAAUUCCACUUUCAUCAUUUUUAGGUACACAAAUAAGUAAAAAUUUAAGUACAUCAAUGGGAUAUGCAGAUACAAGAAUAAGUUUAACUGGUGAACUUAUUAAUGGAAUUAAAUUUUUAAAACAAUAUGCAUGGGAGAAAAUGUUUUGUGAAAGAAUUGAAGAACAAAGAAAAUUACAAUUAAAAUAUCUUUAUAUUAGAAUUAUUUAUUGGGUAUUGGUUCAAAUUGUAACUCAAGCAUCAUCAGGUUUAGUAUUGGUUUCAACUUUUACAACCUACACUUUAUUGGGUUAUGAAGUAUCUUUGGAGAUUGCAUUCACAUCGAUUACAAUCCUACAAAAUCUUAGACGUCCAAUUGAAUCACUUCCAGAUUGUCUUCAUAAAUUCAUUAGUUUAAUUGCAUCUGCUAAAAGAAUUGAAACAUUUUUACAAUCUUCAGAAUUACAAAACCAACCAUUCAUACAUAAUCAAAGUGGUUUAAAUGAUAUUUUAAUUAGAAAUAUUAAUUUUAAUUGGAAUGAACAUAAUUUAAAAUUAAAAAAUAAUAAAAAUAAUCAAAAUAAUAAUCAAAAUAAAAGAUCAAUUAUAUUAAGUAGUGGUGAACAAUUCGAAAUUACAAAUGAUUUUACAUUUGAUGGUAUUGAUAUUCAAGAUGAUAAUUAUGAUUAUGAAAAAGAAUAUAAAAUUAAUUAUAAUAAUAAUGAAGAGGAAGAAAAUUUUAUGACAGAUUGUUUAUUAAAAAUUAAACCAUUAAUAAAAGAUAGAAGGUUACAACAACAACAAGCAGAUUAUCAAGAUUUAUUAUCAAUUAAUUUACCUCCACCACCAUCUGAGAAUGUUGAUUUUAAAGCACCAAAAGGUUUAUUAACAAUUAUCUCUGGUGGUGUUAGAAGUGGAAAAACAAGUUUAGCAAGUGGUUUAUUAGGUGAAAUUUGUAAAGCUGUUGAUAAAUCAUCACCUGAUUCUGUUAAUAGUAUUUUAUCAACAAUUCAACAACCAUUCCUUCAAAGUACAUCAUUUCGUGAGAAUAUUUUAUUUGGUAAACCAAUGAAUAUGGAACGUUAUAUAAAGGUAAUUGAAGCUUGUUGUUUAGCACCAGAUCUAUUAGCAAUGGGUGAAGGGAAAGAUUUAACUGAAAUUGGAGAACGUGGUAUAAAUUUAAGUAAUGGUCUAAAACAUCGUAUUCAAUUGGCAAGAGCAUUAUACGCUGAUUCCGAUUGUUAUAUAUUGGAUGAAAUUUUAUCAUCUGUUGAUCCAGAGAUUGCAAAUUAUAUCUUUCAACAUUGUAUUAAAGGUAUGAUGAAAGGUAAAACAGUAAUAUUAGUAACACAUCAAAUUCAAUUCAUUUCAUCAGCGGAUCAUGUAGUUGUAGUUGAUAAUGGUGUAUUAAUUCAAGGAACUUAUUUGGAAUUAUUAAGAAUGGGUAUUGAUUUUGAAAUGAUUUUAAAAGAAAAAGAAAAUAGAAUUGAAAAACAAAUAGUUCAACUUCAAGAAGAUGAGGAUUAUUAUGAAGAGGUUGAAAUUUUAGAUUUUACAAUGAAUAAUAAUAAUAAUAAUAAUAAUAAUAAUAAUAAUAAUAAUAGCAAUUUUAAUGGUAAUAAUAAAUUAAAAAGAUCAUCAAUUUCUUUACCAAAAGGUAUUUCAAUUGAAUCAAUAAUUAGUAAAGAUUUUGAUCAAACGACAAUUGAAAAAGCAAAAUUAUUUGUACAAGAAGAUAGAAAUAAAGGUGAUCCUGGUUGGAUAAUUUAUAAAAAAUAUAUUCGUAUGGGUUCAUCAAUUUCUUUUUUCAUUUUUACAUGUAUUAUCUAUUUAACAAGUCAAAUUAUAUUAUUACUUUCAGAUUAUUGGCUUCAAUCAUGGGCAAGUCAUGAUAGAUUAAACGUUUCAGAACCAACUGAUGUACAUUACCUAUUGAUUUAUUUAGCCUAUAUUGGUGGAUUUGUAUUUACAUUGGGUGUUAGGUAUUUAUUAAUCGCAAAGAUUACAUUUGGUUCAGCGGAAACUCUUCAUAGAUCUCUUUUAAAAUCAAUAAUUAGAGCACCAUUAACUUUUUUUGAACAAAAUCCAGUUGGUCGUAUUUUAAAUAGAUUUGGAAAAGAUAUCAGUGAUAUUGAUAUUUUAUUAUUGGAUUGUUUCUCUGAUGUUUUAUAUUGUGGUGCAUGUCUAGUCACAUCAAUUGGUAUCAUAAUUUAUAUUUCACCCUAUAUUGCAAUACCAUUUGUUAUUUUAAUAGCUAUAAAUUAUAUUUUUCAAUUGUUUUAUAAUUAUUCAGUACUAGAAUUAAAACGUAUUCAAUCAAUUUCUAGAAGUCCUGUUUAUUCAUUAUUAUCAGAGGUUUAUAAUGGAUUAACAACUAUUAGAUCAUUUGGUCAACAAGAAAGGUUCUUUAAUAUGAUGAAAGAUAAUAUCAAUAUUAAUUUAAGAGUAUUUUUUUAUAAUUUUGCUGUUAGUAGAUGGAUUGGUAUUAGAGUUGAAUUUUUAUCGGCUAUUGUAGUGUUAAUGUCUGCUUUAUUUUCAAUUUUUAAUGAUAAUCCUGGUUUAUCAGCAUUAGGUGUAACAACAGCAUUGGGUAUAACAUUUAAUUUAAAUUGGUUUAUGCGUCAAUUUGGUGAAUUAGAAUCAAGAAUUAACUCUGUUGAACGUGUACAAAGUUAUAUAUCAAUUCCAAAGGAAAAAGAAACCAAUGAAGAUGAAUUCAUUCAAACAGGUUUCAUUUGGCCAUCAAGAGGUGAAAUUGAAUUUAAAAAUGUUGAAAUUAGAUAUCGUCCAAAUUCAAUAGCAACACUAAGAAACUUUUCUAUGAAAAUUAAUGCACAAGAAAGAAUUGGAAUUAUUGGUCGUUCAGGAUCGGGUAAAUCAACAAUUGGUAUGUCAUUAUUCCGUAUGAUAGAAUGUUCAUCUGGUUCAAUUUUAAUUGACGGUGAUGAUAUUUCACAAAUUGAUUUAAAAAGAUUAAGAAGUUCAAUUGGUAUAGUACCACAAGACCCGUUUAUUUUCUCUGGUAGUAUUCGUUUAAAUCUUGAUCCAUUCGAUCAAUUCACUGAUAAUGAAAUUUGGGAAGCAUUAAGUAAAGUUAAAUUAAAGAAAAUGGUUUCAACAAUGCCAAUGAAAUUAGAGAGUUUAGUUCAAGGUGGAGAUGGUUUAACCAUUGGUAAUAAACAAUUACUUUGUCUUUGUAGAGCAAUAUUAAGAAAUUCUAAAAUCGUAUUAUUCGAUGAAGCAACCAAUAGUAUAGAUUUUCAAACUACUCGAUUAAUAAAACAAACGAUUGAAGAAAACUUUAAAGAUUGUACCAUUUUAACCAUUGCUCAUAAUAUUGAUACCAUUUUAGAUAGUGAUAAAAUCGCUAUCAUUGAUGAGGGCGAACUUAUUGAAUUUGAUACUCCAUUAAAUUUAAUUAAAGAUUCAACUUCUAGAUUUUCAAAAUUAAUUAAAUUAAAUAAUAAUCAAAAAAAUAAAUUAAAUUAA
Molecule: messenger RNA, 4311 nt
Organism: Dictyostelium discoideum AX4
Lineage: Eukaryota; Evosea; Eumycetozoa; Dictyosteliales; Dictyosteliaceae
Gene: abcC15
Product: ABC transporter C family protein
Exons: 2
Coding region: 1-4311 (1436 amino acids)
Biological process (GO): sorocarp development; transmembrane transport
Cellular component (GO): membrane
Molecular function (GO): ABC-type transporter activity; ATP binding; ATP hydrolysis activity
Source: RefSeq, a predicted model, not a curated record